This is a messenger RNA of Vigna radiata var. radiata (mung bean), 1471 nucleotides long. RefSeq names its product multiple organellar RNA editing factor 1, mitochondrial. The transcript is spliced from 4 exons. Lineage: Eukaryota; Viridiplantae; Streptophyta; Magnoliopsida; Fabales; Fabaceae. Gene Ontology annotation, cellular component: mitochondrion. The coding region runs from base 100 to 1320 and encodes 406 amino acids. The record is from RefSeq and is a predicted model, not a curated record. Gene Ontology annotation, biological process: cytidine to uridine editing; mitochondrial mRNA modification.
UUACAUAUCCGUUCCUAACCCAUUGAACGAAGUUCAGUCUCCAAGAUUUCGAGAAAGAGAUUCCUAAAACCCUAAUCUUCCAAAACCCUACAAUCUCUCAUGGCGUCGUCGUUAAUUCGCCUCCGCCGAACCCUCAGAGCACUCUCCGGCGUCACCCAGUCCAUUUCUGCCACGCAUGCGCCGUCGUUUUCCGCCCCUAUCAGGUGCGCCGUUUCAUGGAAUUGCCACUCUCUGAAGGGGGUAGUUCAGUCCCGUUCUUUCAGGGCAUCUUCAACUUCUCUCCUCUCCGUUAGAUCCUCGCAGAACAACAUCCCCGACGAGAUAGGUCCCGAUACCAUUCUCUUCGAGGGCUGCGACUACAACCACUGGCUCUUCGUCAUGGACUUCCCCAGAGACAACAAACCCCCUCCUGAAGAAAUGGUUCGUGUUUACGAGGAAACUUGUGCCAAAGGCCUCAACAUCAGUUUGGAAGAAGCGAAGAAGAAGAUAUAUGCGUGCAGCACAACAACUUACACAGGCUUUCAGGCAGUCAUGACCGAAGAAGAGUCUAAAAAAUUUGAAGGUCUUCCUGGAGUCAUCUUUGUGCUACCAGAUUCCUAUAUUGAUCCAGUGAACAAGCAGUACGGGGGAGAUCAGUACAUUAAUGGAACCAUUAUCCCCCGACCUCCACCAGUACAGUAUGGGAGAAAUCAGGGAAGACGAGACCGGAAUAGGAGUCCUGGUCAGUACAACCGACAAGAGAAUCCAGUGCCAAGCUAUCAAGGGAAUCCCAACUAUGCGCCUCCACAAAAUUAUCCAUCACAGCAGUAUCCGCCUCGACAGAACUCUGGCCAAGCAUCACAAAACUAUCCACCCCAACAAAACUUUGGCCAAGCAUCACAAAACUAUCCGCCCCAACAGAACUUUGGCCAAGCAUCACAAAACUAUCCACCCCAACAGAACUUUGGCCAAGCAUCACAAAACUAUCCACCCCAACAGAACUUUGGNUGGCCAAGCAUCACAAAACUAUCCACCCCAACAGAACUUUGGCCAAGCAUCACAAAACUAUCCACCCCAACAGAACUUUGGCCAAGCAUCACAAAGUUAUCCACCCCAACAGAAUUAUGGCCAAGCAUCUCAGAAUUAUUCACCAGAACAGAAAUAUGGUCAGACAUCACAGAACUAUCCUUCUUCCCAACAAAAUUAUGGCCAAGCAUCUCAAAAUUAUCCACCACAACAGAAAUAUGGCCAGACAUCACAAAACCAUCCUCCCCAACAAAAUCAUGGCCAAGCAUCACCCAAUUUACCCCCACAGCAGAACUAUGGUCGGGCAUCACCUGAUUUUCCACCCCAACAGAACUAUGGUCUGGCAUCCCAAAAUUAUCCCCCCCAACAGACCUUUGAUCAAGCACCGCAGAAUUAUCCACAAUAUGCUCAGCAGCAGGGCUUUGGACCUCCAGGAGGACAAGGGGAAAGGAGUUAUAUGCCACAG